AUAAUUUGGCGGGAACGAAAUUGAUGUGAUUUAUCUAUGAUAUAUUUUAUUAAAUAUAACCUAUAAUUUAUUUUCGUCGGAAAGUUUAAAAAGUGAUGCAUGCAAGUUGAAGAAAAGUUACUGCUUUGCAUUAACUUGGAUUUUUAGAAUUAGUAAAGUGACGUAAGGUUGUCACAAUAGAAGAGUACGGGGUGUACACGAUGCUGCCGGCGCAGCAGCUCGCGCCCAUCAGCCCUUGGCCGCCCGACGCCAACCUGCUCGACCGCAUGGACGACCUCGCGCACAAAGGUCACAGCGGUGUUAACCAGCUCGGCGGGGUGUUUGUAGGAGGGAGACCGUUGCCCGACUCAACGCGGCAGAAGAUCGUCGAGCUGGCGCAUUCUGGCGCGCGACCCUGCGACAUCAGCCGUAUACUGCAAGUCUCCAACGGAUGUGUCUCCAAGAUACUCGGAAGGUAUUACGAGACGGGGUCUAUAAGACCUCGUGCGAUAGGUGGCUCGAAGCCGCGCGUCGCUACAGCUGAGGUGGUCAGUAAGAUCGCCCAGUACAAACGCGAGUGCCCCUCGAUCUUCGCCUGGGAGAUAAGGGAUCGUCUACUCAGCGAAGGAGUUUGUUCUUCGGAUAAUAUACCCAGUGUGUCAUCAAUAAACCGCGUACUUCGCAACCUCGCCGCCCAGAAGGAGAAGUCUAGUAACCAGCAGUCAGGCUCUGAUUGUUCUACGCCGGUAUACGAGCGUCUACGGCUACUCGGAGCUCCAGCCUCCGCCCCCGCUUGGCCCAGGGCACCCUGGCCCACGCAGAUCGACACGAGAACUCCGCCCUACCAGCUGCACAGCCUUAGUCCUGGACCACAGACUAUUAACUGCGGUACAGAUAUGCCAGUUAUGAAGAAAGGUGAAGAAACACUAGAAGGUCUGGAAGGUCUUCAUUCAGAUGAGACGGGUUCCGGAGACAAUUCUAAUGCGGGUUCCAGCGGCGCGGAUGAUGAUGCAGCUCGUCUCCGGCUCAAACGCAAGCUGCAGCGCAACCGCACCAGCUUCACCAAUGAACAGAUAGAUAGCUUGGAGCGAGAGUUCGAGCGGACACAUUACCCAGACGUGUUCGCCAGAGAGCGGCUCGCUGCUAAGAUAGGACUACCAGAGGCUAGAAUACAGGUGUGGUUCUCGAAUCGACGCGCGAAGUGGCGGCGGGAGGAGAAGAUACGGUCGCAGCGGCGCAGUCCGGAGUGCGCCUUCGCUGCGCAGACGCACGCGCCCCACGCCGCGCACCCCACGCACCCCGCGCACCCCACGCAUCCGGCGCAUCCAUCGCACCCCGCGCACCCUGCGCACCCCACGCAGCCGCCGCACCCCACGUACCAGCCGCCACUUAACGUUGAUACAUACAGUCCCCUGACUCCAAUGGGCUACGGCAGUGGUAUAUCCGAGGGUCCGCUAUGCGAGGGCGGCGAGACGGACCUGUGCAAGAGCGGGUUUGGAUAUCCGCGCUAUGAGCUCGGCUACCGCGCGCCGCACGCAUACGUCAACCAUAACUAUCAACAUGAAGCCUCGCCCACUCCAGAAUUAGGAGGUCUCCUAGGCGCCGGGGUGUCCGUUCCUCUAGCGGUGCCGGGCCACGACACGCAGUACUGGUCGCGCCUGCAGUGACCUUGGUGGCACUAGCCUGUAUACGCACAACACAGCAAUCAAAUACAAGCAAUUACAUGCCAAUUAUGCUUCAAUGUUUAAAAUAACAGGAAAACAGUGAAAAAAUAAAGGAAAAUUAUUAUGUAUCAGAGAAAAACUAUUUGUAUUCAUUCUUCAUUAUAAAUAUUUGCGCUAUUAAAAACAAUUGGCUAAAUGUAAUCAUGUAAAAUUGUAACGUCGCCAAUCAUUCCUAAUAUUUAACGGGCAAAAUCUUUUUAUUUGAAGUUAGUUACGAAAUGCAAAACGAGAGAAACGAUCAUACAAGAAAGUUAAAGGAAGGAAAGAGAUAGAUGCUGUUCCUUUUUUGCGUUUCAAAUACAAAUCACGCGUUGCUAACUUCAGAUAUUCAAAUAGCCGUUGUGUUAUUUGAUUUAUUACGCUGCAUAAUUUAAGAAAUAACAUAUCCUCACAAAAAUGCAACAGAGCACAAAAUACAGGCUCAAAAUAUAUUUAAUGGAAAUCAAACUAUUUCAUUCAACGCACUCUAAAUCUGGUUACUGAUGGAUAUUGCGAGUUGUAAUGUAAUAUGUUACAGUACGUAGUGUUACGGCGUGAAUGUUCAUCGUGUAACGUGUUUUAUUACCACACUAACACCGGUACAUUACAUCGUAA
This is a messenger RNA of Papilio polytes (common Mormon), 2297 nucleotides long. Its product is annotated as paired box protein Pax-6-like. Gene Ontology annotation, molecular function: DNA-binding transcription factor activity, RNA polymerase II-specific; RNA polymerase II cis-regulatory region sequence-specific DNA binding. The transcript has 10 exons. Bases 201 to 1646 code for a protein of 481 amino acids. The record is from RefSeq and is a predicted model, not a curated record. Lineage: Eukaryota; Metazoa; Arthropoda; Insecta; Lepidoptera; Papilionidae. Gene Ontology annotation, biological process: anatomical structure development; regulation of transcription by RNA polymerase II.